AUGUCGUCCGGCGCUGCCCUGGGGAGCCGGGACAAUCUCCACCGGUCCAACCCGAACCUCUUUCACGAAGGCGGCGACUCGAAACGCAAACCGGCUGCCGCCGUUAACGUUGCCGAGAAGAAACGCGCUUCGCUCGAUGCCCGACACCGCUAUCUGCUGGAAAAGUUCAGCACCUACAUUGACGAGAAGGCAGCCACGCUCGAGAACUCACUGCUGAUCGGCAACAAGAUCGAUGUCAUCAACGACUUUUUCGCCGAAGGCGGCUCCAAGAAGGUGCUAUUCUUUUGGCAGGCCCCGUCCAAGAAGGGUGCUGCAGGCGCCCAAAAGUCCAACGUGCUCGUCGUCAGCAACGGCUCGCGAGAGGCAAUCAGCGGCCAAGGAUGUUUCUUUAUCCGACCGUCGACCAAGGCCGUCACCGCUCAGAACAUCUUUACCGAGGUGAGCUUCGGCUUGAUCAACGCCAACAUUUUGCCGUCCCUAACGGUCAUGGUCAAGCACGUGGUGAUGCCUGCCCUCAAGGCCCAGGACAAUUGGGGAGCCCUGAGCCGACAAAAGAGCGAGUCUGUUCGAGCCUUCCUCGAGGUUCUCGAGAAGUUUGUUGAGGAUCUCGACGUAGCGAUGGUCAACCUGCAUGACUCGGUGCAGCUGCAUCCAUGCACCAUCGAUCUUGAUGCUUACAAGAAGCCCAGCGAUUACCCCAACGCAGUGCAUGCUCCGGAGGUCAUCGAUGCCCUCGAAGGGCUUGUCACGGAGUGGUGCAAGCAAAUCGAGCAGGUCCUGGCCGAGUCGGAGCAAAUGCGUAAGGAAGCCGACGAUAUCGGACCAAACGCCGAGCUUGCACACUGGAAGGCGCGAAUGGUCAAAUUCAACAGCAUCACCGACCAACUCAAGAGCCCCAUUUGCAAGAAGGUCAUUGGAAUUCUCAAUGCCGUCAAGAGCCGAACACUACUUAGGACUUGGAAAGACCUUGAUAACCGAGUCACAGAUGCUGCUAACGAAUCAAAGGAUAACGUCAAGUACCUCUACACGCUGGAGCGCUUUUGCGAUCCACUCUAUCAAAGCGAUCCGGUCGGUAUGGUGCCGGCGAUACCGGGUCUCAUUAACGCCAUAAAGAUGAUCUACAGGCAAGUAUGGCAAAGAUGCUUUGGCCAGGAGAGAAGCCCCAUUUCGCGAUACUAUAACACCUCUGAGCGCAUGACAUCGCUGUUUGUCAAAAUCACCAACCAGAUGAUCACCAGCUGCAAAGAGUAUAUUUACAAAGACGGUGGAUCCAAGCUCUGGGAUCAGGAUCGACAAGAGCUCGUCAAGAAGUUGACUCGAUGCGUAAAGCUGAACGAAGCCUACCAGCGAUUCUUCCACGAAACCAAGAAAAAACUCCAAGAGACUCCUCAGGAGAAGCAGUUUGACUUUUCAGAGAUGUAUAUCUUUGGAAAGUUUGAUGCUUUCUGCAAGCGAAUCCAGAAGGUCAUCGACAUGUUCAGCGUCAUCGAAAAGUUCUCGUUAUUGGAGAAGCUCGGAAUCGAGGGCAUGGACUUGACGAUCAAGAGGUUUUCCAACAUCAUGAUGCAGAUGCAGCGCAAACCAUACGAUAUUCUCGACCACAGAAAGAUGGAAUAUGACUCUGAUUACGUCAGCUUCAAGAAGCAGAUCAGCGAUCUCGAGGCCAGCAUACAAGAGUUCAUCGAUCGAUCGUUCGAGCAUAUCACUUCGACCGAGCAAUCGCUCUCCCUGCUGCGCAAGUUCAGCCAGAUCAAGGAUAUGCAGCUUGAUCUCGAGUCCAAGUACCACCAAGUCUUUGUUCAUUACACUCGGCGUGAUCUCGAAGGCGUCCGGAAGAUCUACCAAAAGUACAAGGAUAGCCCGCCAAUUCCCCGAAACACACCUCCCGUCAGCGGAGCGAUCGCCUGGGCCCGCCAACUCUAUCGGCGCAUCGAAACGCCCAUGAAGCACUUCAAGGAAAGCACCAGCGUUCUGGAGAGCUCCGAGGCCAAGAAGCACAUCCGCAACUACAACAAGCUUGCACGUGCCCUGAUCGAAUUCGAGGUGCUCUGGCACAAAUCUUGGUUCAGCAUCGUCGAUCAGGCCAAAACGGGGCUUCAGGCUACAUUGCUCGUCGUCGAUCCAGACAACAACCUCUUUGUCAACUUUGAUCCCCAGAUCAUCCAGCUGAUCAAAGAAACCAAGUACAUGCAGCGACUCGGGUUGGAAGUCCCUGACAGUGUCCGCAACAUAUGCCUGAAGGAAAUGUACUACAAGAGCCUCUACGGCGGACUGGUGCAGGCUCUGCAGAACAAGAAGCGAAUACUCGAGAGGGUCUCGAAUAUUCUGAGGCGGGCCAUGGGUCCGCACAUUGACGAGCUUGAUCACACCCUCCAGCCCGGACUCACGGCAUUGACUUGGACUUCGCUGAACUUGGAUGCCUACUUGGGCGCAAACAAUAACCAGCUGUUUAGGAUGGAUGAACUCGUCGACAAGUUGCUGGAUAUUACCUCCUGCCGGAUCAACCACGGGGUCCACAAGAUUGCUGAGCUAUCGCUCUGCGAGCUUCCAUCUGAUCACGAACAGUGGACUGUAGAUAUUUUCCUGGAGAAAACAGAGAGCCGAUGCGCUUCGGUGAUGCAAACCAUCAACAAUCGCAGCAACCUGAUUGAAAGCGCGACGCGGGAUUUGAUCAUGGAGCUGUCCAAAGGCGUGCCCACUCCAAUCAAUCCUGAGCUCAAGCUUGCAUACGAAAGCGUCUACUACCACUUCAACUACCAAAACUUUGAGGCCCUAGUCCAAUGCAUCAAGGGCUCACUCGACGCCCUGAGGUUCCGACUCGGCAACUACACCAGUGCCCAGUAUAACAAGGCGUCGAGUCAGAAGCCCUUCUUCAAGUCCGAGCUCGUCCUACUAAUUCCGAGCGUUGUGCUCCAACCAAAGCUGGAGGACAUCCAGACGGCACUCAACAAAGCUGCCGGGAUGAUCGUGGAGGUCUCAAAGAAAGUGACAUUCAAUUGGCGCGUGUUUCUGAGCGGUCCGGACGACCAGGUCACUGGACAUGUUCCGGAGGACACGGCGCAGGUCGCCAACAACAAAGACGUGCUCAAAGUCAUCAUGACGAUUUCGUCGACGGUCAAUUCGAUGAAGAAGGACGUUGAGUCGCACCGUGAGCAGUUUAGCAAGUUUGACUUUCUGUGGAAGGACGACAAGACCGAGACCAUCCAGGCUUUCCUGGCCAAAAACCCAACGAUCGGCGACUUUGAGAUGGAGAUCAACAAAUACGAGUCGAUCGAGCGAGAAAUCACCGAGAUACCGUCGACGACGCAGAUUGGGCUUUUGCUUAUCUCGUCCGAACCACUGAAGCUGGCUCUUAUCUCCGAGACCAAGGAGUGGAAGCAGCAGUACGGCUUUAACCUCAACCAAAAGGUCAAGCGAGACAUGGAGGAGCUGAUUGAGUAUAUGGAAAACAAGACCAUCCGGCUCAGCCGCAAGAUCUCCGACAUUGACGAUUUGCGUAUGGCCGUUCAGACUCUGAGCGAGAUUCGCGAGGCCGAGGUGGAUAUUGAUAUGAAGGUCGCUCCCAUCGAGGAGGCGUACCUACUCCUGAACAAACACAGCAUCGCCGUGACCAAGGAAGAGACCGAAAUGGCAGACUCGCUGCGAUACAGCUGGAAGAAGCUCAAGCAGCUGGUGAUUGAUGUUCAAGCCCAUCUCAGCAAAAUCCAGCCCAUCUUCAAAGCCGACUUGAUCAGCGCCGUGCAAAAGUUCGGAUCGGAUGUGAAGGACUUUACAGCCGAGUACAACGAGAAUGGCCCCAUGGUCAGCAACAUCCCGCCAAAGACGGCCAGCGAGCGGCUAAAUGUCUUCCAGCGCGCCUUUGAUGAGCUCAAUCGAAAGUGGGAGACCUACACCGGCGGCGAGGAGCUUUUCAACCUGCCUGUGACGCCCUUUCCGACCCUUGCCAAGAUCAAGAAGGAGCUCAAGCUGCUGCAGAACCUCUACAGCCUGUACAACGACGUGCUCGAGAAGCGUGCGCAGUACAACGAGACCCUCUGGUCUGAUCUGAACCUCGACAAGAUCAAUACCGACAUGAACGAUUUCCAGAACAAGAUCAAGAAGCUUCCCAAAGCCAUCAAAGACUGGGACGCCUUCCUAGAGCUCAAAAAGAUUGUCGAUACGCUGACGGCGACGGUGCCACUGCUGGAGAUGAUGACCAACAAGGGCAUGCAGAAGCGACACUGGGACGCCAUCAUGUCCAUCACCAAGACCGAGUUUAACCUCGACCCAGAUAUGUUCUAUCUCAAGAACUUGUUGGAUGCGCCUCUCACGGAGAAAAAGGAGGACAUUGAGGAUAUCUGCACAGGUGCUGUCAAGGAGGCAGACAUCGAGAUCAAACUCAAGCUCGUCGUUGCUGAGUGGGAGGACAAGACCUUUGUGCUGGCUGGGUUCAAGAACCGCGGAAACUUGAUCCUCAAGCCCUCGUCCACCAGCGAGAUUAUCUCGCAGAUGGAGGACAGCUUGAUGACCUUGGCGUCCCUGAUGAGCAACCGGUACAACGCACCGUUCAAGGCCGAGAUCCAGACUUGGGUGCACAAUCUCAGCACUGCGUCUGAAGUCAUUGAGAACUGGCUGGCGGUGCAGAAUCUGUGGAUCUAUCUUGAGGCUGUGUUUGUUGGCGGCGACAUCGCCAAGCAGAUGCCCAAGGAGGCCAAGCGUUUCAGCAACAUCGACAAGUCGUGGUGCAAGAUCAUGGGUCUGGCCAACGAACACCCAAACGUCAUCCAGUGCUGUGUUCUUGACGAAACCAUUGCCAACCUGCUUCCUCACCUGACUGAGCAGCUGGAGCUCUGCCAAAAGUCCCUCAGUGGAUAUCUGGAAUCGAAGCGCGCCAUUUUCCCCCGAUUCUACUUUGUGUCUGAUCCUGCUCUGCUUGAAAUUCUGGGACAAGCCAGCGACUCCCACACGAUCCAAGCCCAUCUGAAGAGUGUCUUUGACAACAUAGCUUCGGUGCAGUUCCAUGAAAAGGAGUAUGACAAGAUCCUUGCAAUCGAGUCGUCCGAAGGCGAACAUGUGACGCUCAGCAAGCCUAUGCUCGCGGUCGGAAAUGUCGAGGUGUGGCUGGGAACGCUGCUCAAGUGCAUGCAAAUCACAGUCAACGAUGUUAUCCGCGAAGCCGCAAGCCGUGUCAACGACGUGCCGAUGCAAAAGUUUCUCGACGAGUAUCCCGCGCAGAUUGGCUUGUUGUGUCUGCAGAUCCAGUGGACCCAGAUGUGCGAGGAUGCGCUGACCAACUCGAAAACCGACAAGAAGGCGAUGGCAAACGCCAACCAGCGCAUCACCGAGAUCCUCAAUGCCCUCAUCGACGUCACCACCAAGGACUUGACCAAGAUGGACCGCACCAAGUACGAAACCUUCAUCACCAUCCAGGUGCACCAUCGCGAUGUCUUUGAAAAGCUCUACAAGGCCCACAUCAAAUCGCCCGAGGAUUUCGAGUGGCUCAAGCAGGCGCGCUUCUACUGGCACGAAACAAAGGACUGCUGCAUAGUGUCGAUUACCAAUUUUGACUUUCGCUAUCAGUGCGAGUACCUCGGGUGCACAGACAGACUUGUCAUUACGCCGCUUACGGAUCGAGUGUACAUCACCCUUGCCCAGGCCAUCGGUAUGUCCCUGGGCGGAUCGCCCGCCGGGCCCGCCGGAACGGGCAAGACCGAGUCGGUGAAGGACCUUGGCAAGAACUUGGCCAAGUGGGUUGUCGUCUUCAACUGCUCGGACCAGAUGGACUACCGAGGUCUCGGCCGCAUCUACAAGGGGCUGGCACAGAGCGGAAGUUGGGGCUGCUUUGAUGAGUUCAACCGGAUCGAGCUGCCUGUGCUUUCGGUGGCCGCCCAGCAAAUCGGAUGCGUAUUAUCAGCGAGGAAGGAGAGAAAAACCACCUUCAUCUUCACCGACGGAGAUACGGUCGAGCUGAAUCCGGAAGUCGGUAUGUUCAUCACGAUGAAUCCUGGCUAUGCAGGACGUGUCGAGCUUCCCGAAAACCUCAAGGUUCAUUUCCGAUACGUGGCGAUGAUGGUGCCGGAUCGGCAAAUCAUCAUCCGUGUGAAGCUUGCUGGCUGCGGUUUCCUAAACAACAUCAUCUUGGCCAAGAAGUUCUUUGUCCUGUACGGUCUCUGCGAACAGCAGCUUUCGCGACAGGUCCACUACGACUUUGGCCUGCGCAACAUCCUUUCCGUGCUCCGAACUUGCGGUGCUGUCAAGCGAGGCAGCCCCGAAGAUAGCGAGAACCUGAUUAUCAUGCGCGUGUUGCGAGACAUGAAUCUCUCCAAGUUGGUCGAUGAGGACGAGGCCGUGUUUCUGUCGCUGAUCAACGACCUGUUCCCGGGGCUCAUCGCCAAGAAGAGUAGCUACCCCACCGUCGAGGCUGCAAUCGACCAACAACUCAUGGACGCCAACCUGAUCAGCCACCCACCAUGGACGCUCAAAGUGAUUCAGCUGUACGAAACGGCCCGGGUACGACACGGAAUCAUGGUCCUUGGUCCGACGGGGACAGGAAAGACCAAGUGCAUCAACGCACUGCUCAAGGCGCAGACGGCGUGUGGGGAUCCUCACAAGGAGCUUCGGAUGAAUCCAAAGGCCAUCACCGAUUACCAGAUGUUUGGCAAACUCGAUGUCGCCACCAACGACUGGACAGAUGGAAUCUUCUCCUCGCUGUGGCGAAAGACGCUCAAGAAGCGCGGCGAGACUGUGUGGAUUGUGCUCGAUGGCCCUGUCGAUGCUGUCUGGAUCGAGAACCUCAACAGUGUGCUGGACGACAACAAGUGUCUUACUCUUGCCAACGGCGACCGCAUUCCCAUGUCCUCGGCAUGCAAGCUGACCUUCGAGGUCCACAGUUUGCGCAACGCAUCCCCGGCGACAGUCAGCCGCUGCGGAAUGAUCUAUAUUGGCGUCAUCGCGCUGUCCUGGGACAUUGUGCUGCAAUCCUGGUUCAAAUCGCGCUCUGCGAGCGAAAUAGCCGUGCUCGAGCCUCUCUUCACGUCCAGCUUUGGACUGGCAAGCAACUUCUUGUUCCUUGAGCUGCAUCCUAAGAUGUACAUCCAGAAGGUAACCUACGUGGUAAAUGCGACAACGCUACUGACAGGCUUGAUUCCCAAGAUCGACCCCAAGGUCGACCCCAACAAGACCGUUUCGGGGGAGCAUCUGGAGCGCCUGUACAUCUUUUCGCUUAUCUGGGCGAUCGGUGCCCUCCUUGAGCUGGAUGAGCGAAAGAAGCUGCAGAGCUUUUUGCUUGAAAAAUGCUCACAUCUGAAGUAUCCCGAGCUCGACCCAAACACCCAGGACACCUUCUAUGAAUACUUUGUCGACGAGAGCGGCAAGUGGGUACACUGGAGAGAGCGCGUUCCGGAGUGGAACUAUCCGAAAGAUUCAACCCCCGAGUUUUCGAGCGUGAUCAUUCCGACUGUUGACAACGUCCGUGUCGAGUUCCUCAUGGAAACGGUAACAAAGCAGCAGAAAGCAGUGCUGCUGAUCGGCGAGCCCGGCACAGCCAAGACUGUGACGGUGCGAAAGUUCCUGGCCAAGCUCAAUCCAGAGACUCACCUCUACAAGAACUUGUCGUUUUCGUCCGCCACGACGCCCAUGAUCUUCCAGCGGACGGUCGAAAGUUACCUGGACAAACGCAUGGGCUCAACCUAUGGCCCGCCGGCUGGCAAGAAAAUGAUUCUCUUUAUCGAUGAUAUCAACAUGCCUGAGAUCAACGAGUGGGGUGACCAGGUUACGGGCGAGCUCCUGCGCCAGCUGAUGGAGUAUCAGGGAUUUUAUUCCCUCGACAGACCAGGCGACUGGACAUCGAUUGUCGAUCUCAACUUCCUCGGGGCUAUGAUGCAUCCUGGUGGCGGCCGAAACGACAUUCCAAGUCGUCUGAAGCGGCAGUUCGUCGUCGUUAAUUGCACGAUUCCCUCCGAUGUCUCUGUGGACAAGAUCUUUGGAACCAUGCUCGAAGGCCACUUUUCAGAGUCACGCAAGUUCCCAGAAGACGUGACUGAGUUCGUCAAGCGAUUCCCGUCGCUGACCCGGCGACUCUGGCAGAUGACCAAGGUCAAGAUGCUUCCAACACCGGCAAAGUUCCACUAUAUCUUCAACCUGAGAGAUCUGUCUCGCAUCGUCGAGGGCAUGCUGAUUGCCACGGCCGAGGUCAUUGUCAACUCCAAGGCGCUGCUGAAUCUCUGGGAGCACGAGUGCUCGCGCGUCAUUCCGGACCGCUUCAUCACGGGCGAGGACAUUGAUUGGUUUGCCAAAACCAUGGUCAACAUCGUGCAGAAGGAGUUUGGCGACGAUAUGGCCAGUGCAGUGUCGACAAAGAGCUACUUUGUUGACUUUUUACGCGAGCCGCCAGAGGUCGACGACCCGGAGGUGGAGAUUGAUCCGGAGGCAUGCAAGGUGUACGAGAGGAUUCCCUCCUUCGAGGGGCUCAAGGACAGAUUGAACGAGUUCAUGAAGCAGUACAACGAAAACAUCCGUGGAUCCAAGAUGGACCUUGUGCUCUUUGAAGAUGCCAUGAAACACAUUGCCCGCAUCUCGAGAAUCAUCCGGACCCCCAGAGGCAAUGGUCUCCUUGUCGGUGUCGGAGGCUCCGGCAAACAGUCCCUCACCAAGCUCGCGGCUUUUAUUGCCAAAAGCCAGGUCUUCCAGAUUGCCAUCUCCAAGAGCUACGGUACAUCCAACCUCAUGGAGGAUCUCAAGGUUAUGUACAAGGUUGCCGGUGCGCAGGGGCGAUCGCUGACCUUUAUCUUCACCGACAACGAAGUAAAAGAGGAGAUCUUCCUUGGAUACAUCAACAACAUCCUGACUUCGGGAGAAAUCACCAACCUAUUUCCAAAGGACGAAAUCAUUGGCAUUUCCUCCGAUUUGCGUCCAGCCCUCAAGAAACAGCGGCCCAACGUUCCCGAUACCAUCGAGAAUCUGUGGCAGUUCUUCAUCGACCGUGUCAAGGCCAACCUGCAUGUGGUGCUCUGCUUCUCGCCCGUUGGAGACAAGUUCCGAAACCGGUCGCUCAAGUUCCCUGGUCUGGUCUCGGGAUGCACCAUGGAUUGGUUCACAAGGUGGCCUAACGAGGCUUUGCGCGCAGUCGCCGAGAAGUUCACCGGCGAGAUGGACAUUGUCGGAUCGGAUCAAAUCAAGAAGGAGAUUGUAUAUCACAUUGCCCACGUUCACGACGUUGUCACUGAAGCUUGCGACAACUACUUUUCGCAGUUCCGUCGCCGCACCCAUGUCACACCAAAAUCGUAUCUAUCGUUCCUCAAUUCAUACAAGUCUCUCUACAAAGUCAAGCGCGAAGAGGUCGGUAUCUUGUCCGAUCGCAUGAACAUGGGUCUUGCCAAGCUAUUGGAGGCUUCCAAGUCCGUUGCAACCCUUCAAGAACAGCUUGUGGUGAAGGAGAAAGAGCUGGCGAUUGCCUCAAAGGCCGCCGAUGCCGUCCUGGUGGAAGUUACAGCCAGUACCGCCGCCGCCGAGAAGGUCAAGGAUGCCGUGUUCAAGGUGAAAACCAAAUCCGAGGCCAUCGCCAACGCAAUCAAAGCCGACAAGACCUAUGCAGAGUCCCAGCUCGAGGCGGCCAAGCCGGCGCUCGAAGAAGCCACAAAUGCCCUCAAUUCCAUCCAGCCGGCACACAUUGCCACGGUUCGAAAGCUGGCCAAACCUCCGCAUCUCAUCAUGCGUAUCAUGGACGGCGUGCUGCUCCUGCAAAAGAGACGCAUUGAUCUCACGACCCAAGACCCGGAGCGGCCGUGCCCCAAGCCAUCCUGGAGCGAUGCUCUCAAGCUCAUGAGUCAGUCUGACUUUUUGGCGUCGCUGAUGAACUUUGCCAAGGAUGAGAUCAACGAAGAGACCGUCGAGCUGCUCGAUGUGCUUUUGGAGAUGCCCGACUUCAAUCUCGAAGGCGCCAAGAAGGUGUCGGCCGAUGUUGCCGGUCUUGCUUCGUGGGUGCGUGCGAUGAGCGUCUACUACUCCGUCAACAAGAAAGUCAUUCCGCUCAAGGCCAAUCUGAUCAUUCAAGAGCACAAGCUAGAGAUUGCCAUGACCGAUCUGAACAAGGCACAGCAAGCCCUCGACGAAAAGCAAGCCGAGCUUGACGUCUUCAACGAAAAGUACAACAACGCCAUUGCCAGCAAGCAGGCCCUCCAGGCGGACGCCGACAGCUGCAAGCGCAAGAUGAACGCGGCCACAGCUCUGAUCUCUGGUCUGAAGGGCGAGAAGGAUCGGUGGACGAUCCAAAGUCGCGAAUUUGCUGAGCGUAUUGGCAAGCUUGUCGGCGAUGUGAUUCUAGCCACGGCGUUUCUUUCGUACAGCGGGCCGUUCAAUCAGGCCUUCAGAAGCGGUUUGCUCUCGGAUUGGACAAAGGAGCUGGUGCGACGCAAGAUUCCGCACACCGAGAAUUUGAACAUCAUUGGACUGCUCGUGGACAACACCACGAUCGGAGAAUGGAACAUCCAGGGUCUCCCUACCGACGAACUGUCGAUCCAGAAUGGUAUCAUCGUGACCCGAGGCACUCGGUAUCCGCUGCUGAUCGAUCCACAGAACCAGGCCAAGACCUGGAUCAAGGCGCGUGAGGAGGCCAACAAGCUCCAGGUCACCAACCUGAGCCACAAGUACUUCCGUCAGCAUGUCGAGGAUUCUGUGAGCCAAGGCAAGCCGCUGUUGAUUGAAGAUGUUGAGGAAGCCAUGGAUCCCACGCUCGACAACAUCCUCGAGAAGAAUUUGAUCCGCGCCGGUCGAUCAUACAAGGUGGUGUUUGGUGAUCGUGAGAUUGACUACACCGAAGGGUUCUCGCUCUUCAUCACCACCAAGCUUCCCAACCCCAAUUACAACCCGGAAAUCUAUGCAAAGUGCUCCAUUAUCGACUUUACUGUCACUCACAAAGGUCUUGAGGAGCAGCUCCUCGGCCGUGUCAUCAUGCGCGAGAAGCAAGAGCUGGAGACGGAGCGAGCCAAGCUCCUUGAAGAUGUCAAUACCAACAAGAAGAAGAUGAAGCAGCUCGAAGACAACCUGCUCCACCGCCUGACGUCGACCCAGGGGUCGCUCGUGGAUGACGAGUCGCUGAUUGAGGUGCUCGCCGUGACCAAGACCACGGCAGAGGAGGUCAACGAAAAGCUUAUGAUUGCAGCCGAGACCCAGAAGAAAAUCGGUAUUGCCCGUGAAGAGUAUCGCCCCGUUGCAAGCCGCGGCAGUAUCAUAUACUUUUUGAUUGCUGAAAUGAGCAUGGUCAAUGUCAUGUACCAGACAUCGCUCAAGCAGUUCCUGCAGCUCUUUGACGAAAGCAUGGAAAAGAGCCAACCUUCUCCGAUCCCGAGUAAACGCAUCCAGAACAUUAUCGAGUACUGCACAUUCCGGGCUUUCUCGUACGUCGUCCGUGGUCUGUAUGAAGUCCACAAGACCCUCUUUGUGCUGUUGCUGGCCAUCAAAAUCGACAUCUCCAUGAAUCGACUGAUGCACGAGGAAUUUCGGUGCCUGAUCAAGGGAGGCGCCGCCUUGGAUAUCAACACGGUGGUCAAGAAGCCGUUCAACUGGAUCCCGGAUAUGACCUGGCUCAACCUCGUGGCAUUGAGCAAGAUGCCUGGCUUUAGCGAUCUUCUCAACCAGGUUGGCAAAAACGAAAAGGCGUGGAAGUCGUGGUAUGAGCGAGACGCACCGGAGAACGAAAUGCUGCCAAGCGGCUACCAAAACUCGCUGGACACCUUCAAGCGGCUGCUGUUGGUGCGCUCUUGGUGCCUGGAUCGCUCGAUCAUGAUGGCAAAGCAGUACAUUGCCAGUUCCAUGACCACACGCUUUGCAGAGUCGCAGAUUCUGGAUCUCGACGCACUGCUUGAAGAGUCGGACAAUCGCACGCCGAUGAUUUGCCUGCUUUCGCAGGGCUCCGAUCCAUCCGCAGAUAUUGAGAAUCUGUCCAAGAAACACAAAAUCGAUAUGAAGGCGAUUUCGAUGGGACAGGGCCAAGAGGUGCAUGCACGAAAGCUGCUCUCGGUAUUCAUGACCAACGGCGGAUGGGCACUGCUGCAAAACUGCCACUUGGGCCUGCCGUUUAUGGAGGAGCUGCUGGGCAUGAUUCUGGAAACUGAGUACAUCCACGAGAAGUUCCGGCUGUGGAUCACUGUCGACGUGAGCCCCAAGUUCCCGAUCACAUUCCUGCAAAUGUCAAUCAAGUUCACCAACGAACCGCCACAGGGCAUCAAAGCCGGACUCAAGCGCACUUAUGCCUGGUUCACGCAGGAUAUGCUCGACAUGAGCGCUCGUCCGCAAUACAAGCCGCUCCUCUACGGACUUGCAUUCUUGCACUCGGUCGUUCAGGAACGGCGCAAGUUUGGUCCUCUGGGCUGGAACAUUCCGUACGAGUUCAACCAGUCAGAUCUUGCUGCAAGUGUGCAGUUCGUGCAGAACCACGUCGAUGAACUGGCUCCCAAGGCAAACAUCUCGUGGCAGACAGCACGAUACAUGUUUUGCGAGGUGCACUACGGCGGGCGAGUUACAGACGAUUUUGAUCGGCGCCUACUGGCGACAUACGGCAAGGUGUGGUUCGGAGACCACAUGUUUGCAGACUCGUUCAACUUCUACAAAGGCUACACGAUCCCGCAUCUCAAGUCGGUCGAAGAGUACCGCCAGUCGAUCGAGUCACUUCCCUUAAUCGAUACACCCGAUGUAUUUGGACUGCAUCCGAAUGCCGACAUUUCGAGUCAGACAAAGGAAUCACAGAAGAUGCUUGAUACCAUCAUGUCGAUCCAGCCCAAGGAUAGCAAUACUGGCUCAGGCGAGACUCGCGAAGAUGCCGUCAAGCGUAUGGCCAACGACUUGCUCAGCAAGCUGCCCGAGGACUUUGACAAGAACCGAGUCAAAUCCUGCAUCCAGAAGCAGGGUGGACCCAAGCCCCUCAACAUCUUUGUAGGGCAGGAGGUCGACCGCAUGCAGGUCGUGAUAUCUAUUGUGCGCUCGACCCUGAGCGAUCUGAAACUGGCCAUAGACGGCACCAUCAUCUACAGCGCCCAGUUGCAGAACGCUCUCGAUGCGCUCUAUGACGCCCGAGUGCCCGAGACAUGGGUCAAGGUCUCGUGGCAGUCGUCGACCCUUGGACUGUGGUACACCGAGCUGCUGAACCGCAUUGCACAGUUCCAGACAUGGCUCUAUGACGGUCGACCGCUCGUGUUCUGGCUCAGCGGUUUCUUCAACCCGCAAGGCUUCCUGACGGCAAUCCGGCAGGAAAUUACGCGUGCUCACCAGGGAUGGGCACUGGAUAGUGUCAAGCUUGCCAACGAAGUAAUGAAGCAAAUGAAGGAAGACAUCACAGCUCCACCGGGAGAAGGUGUCUAUAUCCACGGUCUGUUUAUCGAAGGCGCCGGAUGGGACCGCAAGAACAUUCGCCUCACCGAGUCGCAGCCCAAGGUCAUCUACCAGAUGAUGCCUGUCGUCCAUGUCAGCGCAACCAACUCGACCGACGACGGCGAUCCGCGCCUGUACCGCUGUCCAGUCUAUCGAAGACCUCGCCGCACGGAUCUGAACUACAUCUUCGAUAUCGAGCUCAAGACCCAACAGAACCCGGACUACUGGAUCCUGCGAGGUGUCGCCUUGUUGUGCGCCACAAGUUAGCGGGUCAACAACGACUUUGCUGGCAACUCGUCCGCGCCAAAUGAGGCAUCGAACCGAAGACCAAAGAUUGUGUCCACACGCAAGCCAAGAUUGGACAGGCUCAUUUGUCCUGCUCAUAACACGGCGAGAGCGCAUCUAUCCCGAAUAUCGCUGUUGUCCGAUAAAUGUGACUGAGUCGCUCAAACCACUGGGUACAUUGCACCUGCAACAUGGUUUCGUUGGAAGAGCUGUAUUGAGGUGUAUGGAAUAGCGGCAACGUUGCUCAUUCUGCUGCGGCA
Polychytrium aggregatum is the source of this 13886-nucleotide messenger RNA. RefSeq names its product dynein heavy chain and region D6 of dynein motor-domain-containing protein. Gene Ontology annotation, cellular component: dynein complex. Gene Ontology annotation, molecular function: dynein light intermediate chain binding; minus-end-directed microtubule motor activity; ATP binding. The transcript is spliced from 15 exons. The record is from RefSeq and is a predicted model, not a curated record. Gene Ontology annotation, biological process: microtubule-based movement. Bases 1 to 13608 code for a protein of 4535 amino acids. NCBI's taxonomy places the organism in Eukaryota, Fungi, Chytridiomycota, Chytridiomycetes, Polychytriales.